Messenger RNA from Pseudovirgaria hyperparasitica, 703 nucleotides. RefSeq lists its product as uncharacterized. The transcript has a single exon. Lineage: Eukaryota; Fungi; Ascomycota; Dothideomycetes; Acrospermales; Acrospermaceae. The record is from RefSeq and is a predicted model, not a curated record. Bases 165 to 599 code for a protein of 144 amino acids.
UCCUGGUGGUGGUGAUAAUGGAUGAUAAUUGUCUCCUUAAGGAGAAAAAGCGAUGAAUUUGCUAUUAAUGUUAUGGAUCCAACUGUGGGUCCAAUUAAGGGCAAAGAUUUGAAGAGGAGACCUAUGUUUUCAUGGCUAUGGCUGGCAUUCUCUUCGUUAACUAGAUGCAUCCUAUGCCCACAGACACAUCGGUAAUCGGUGGGUUCUGCGAACCCCGGUUGGUCGUGUCUUUUUCUCGAAAAAAGAAAUACGAGCCGGGGGUUGGUACACAUGUAAAAAUUCACGAUUGCGCCGUGGUCCCGUUGUGCUCGCACAUUCCUGCUGCGGCUGGAGGCGUUCUAGCUUUGAAACGAUUCUCCGACUUUUCUUUCUUUUCGGAUCGAGAGAGGGGGCACCAAUACUUACAGGUCGCCGAUAGAACUAUGUCCGUUGGGUGCAUCACUUCUUACAGGUACUCCGGGUGUUGUGCCGACUCCACGCACGAAUGUGUUACAUUAUGGACGCGUGAUAAUCGUUUUGCCUGGAACCGGUGCUACCACGAAUAUAGAUUAAAUGCUACGUGGAUUCAUUAUGCGACACUGGCAGGUAGCGCAGUGUAAUUCUCUUCCACUCGUCCACCCGGUUAUUACCUGUGUACCACGCGCUUACUGGAUUGACCGCCGGAGACUUCCCUCCAGGUCGUGUGUCGCCUUAUCAAACCCGC